Mesorhabditis belari is the source of this 4332-nucleotide messenger RNA. The record is from the annotation of a GenBank genome assembly. NCBI's taxonomy places the organism in Eukaryota, Metazoa, Nematoda, Chromadorea, Rhabditida, Rhabditidae.
AUGAAGAAUUACGAAAGGAGAUCAACGAUUGGAGGGCGCAAAAUACCGGAGUCAAAAGCUGCCAAUCGACUCAACGUUUUGAUCAUUGGAGCCGGACCAUGUGGACUUCGGACGGCGAUCGAGUGCGCUCUUCUGGGAUCGCGGGUUGUGCUCAUCGAGCAACGGGACAAAUUUAGUCGAAACAACGUGUUACAUCUUUGGGAGUUCGUCAUUCAUGAUCUGAAGUCCUUUGGCGCGAAGAUUUUCUACCCAAAGUUCUGCACGGGAAGCAUCGAGCAUAUUAGUAUUCGCCAAAUGCAGUGCAUCCUGCUUAAAGUCGCCCUUUGUUACGGUGUCCAAGUGUAUGAGGGUGUCACCUACAAGGAUCUUCUCACGCCGCAACCAAGAUUCGACAAGAAUGAAACUUACUCGGGUUUCCGUGCCUCACUUGAACCAGCCGAUCACCUACUUGGCGAUUACGAAUUCGACGUGCUGAUUGGAGCCGAUGGGAAAAGAAACACCAUAAAAGGAUUCUCACGUGACGAGAUGCGCGGAAAAUUGGCAAUCGGAAUCACGGCCAAUUUCGUGAAUCGACAUACGGCUGCCGAAGAAAGAGUGCCCGAAAUAAGCGGUGUCGCCUACAUCUUUAAUCAGGCGUUCUUCAAGGAAAUGCACGCAACAACGGGAGUCGAUCUUGAAAACAUUGUCUACUAUAAGGAUGAAACUCACUACUUUGUGAUGUGCGCGAAGAAGCAGAGUCUGCUCGAGCAGGGCGUCAUUUUGAAGGAUUGCGAAGACGUGAACGUGUUGUUGUCGGCGGAAAAUGUGAACAAAGAGCAACUCUGCCGGUACGCCUACUCGGCAGCGCAAUUCGCGACAAAUGGCAAACUACCGAUCCUGGACUACGCGACAAAUCACAAGAGUCAGCCCGACAUUGCAAUGUUCGAUUUCACGUCGCUUUACUCAAGUAAGUACAGCGUUCGACUAAUUGAGCGAAACAAACGACGACUUUUGCUGGGAAUCGUUGGCGAUAGCUUGCAUGAGCCAUUUUGGCCGACCGGCUCUGGAUGUGCUCGCGGAUUUCUUGGUGUCAUGGACACGGCGUGGUUGAUCAAGGAGUACGGGAUGAACGAACGGGAACCCCUUCAACUUAUCGCCGAACGUGAAAGCAUUUAUCGGUUGUUGGCUCAAGUCACCAAGGACAAUCUGCACAAACAGUUGACGAAAUUCACGAUCGACCCGAAAACCCGUUAUGUGUCCUUGGAAAUAACGAUGCGACCGGAGGAUGUUGUGGAAAUCGUGGACUCUGAUGCUCCGAGAUCGAUCUACCACCGGCAACCCCAUCCGCGGCUCGACGCACACGAGCAUCCGGAAAGAAUGAAAUACGCGGCGUGGAGAUUCCUGACCCAUGCUCUGACACCGUACAAGCUGAAGCUCUACGAUAUGAACACGUCGUGGAACGACGGGAUGGCGCUGGCUGCAUUGGUGGCGAAAUUUCGACCCGAAUGCUUGGAUUAUUUUAACGUGUUGAGCUCGAGCGAACGGCCAAAGGAUCGCUUGGAAAUGGUCUUCUCGCGAGUCCGUGAACACUUGGAGAUCGCCGAGCCGUGCACCCCUGAACAAUGGCCAAGAUUGAGUGAAGAGUUGAAGUUGGACUACAUUUACGCGUUGAUCGGUCUCAUCAAAUCGGAUAUGUACCGGGUGCGCUCGAUUUUGAUCACACCGCGGAGCGCCGCCAGUAAACGACCGAAACCGAUGCCCACAAAGUUCGACACAUCAAAAGCGAAGAAGUCGGCGGUGAUCGAGAAUCUUCACGGGCAAAUCAAAGCCUUUUACGAAAGAGGGAAACCCACCGAUCAGCCAACGCCGCCACCGUUGAGGAGACAAUUGGAGCAUUUACCCAGCAUUGAAGAACCCACGGACGAUUCACGAUAUCUCACCAAAAAGCCGCAGGUGAGUGCCCUUGAUCCGGCUCUUGUUGGACGCGUCGAAAAGUUUAUCACCGGCAAGCGUGAGGAAAAUAAGGCAAAGAUUAGUGUUGAAGAGGUGGAACAAGUCGAGAUUCAGCGACAAGAAGUGAGAGAAGUUGUGGUUGAUGAGGGACAACAACUGGCAAACAUCAGCGGUCAAGAGGAAAAGAUUCCGCAACUGCCCGAACCCGAUUCACAAUCACCAUCGUUGACGUUGGUUACACGACGACAAGACGGAUCGGUGGUGAUGCGGCCCGUUGCCCCCGUACAACCAAAGCGUCAAGUGCACUCGAUGCCCGAUGUCGACGCGUUGUACGAUAGUGUCAAUCCAAGGCGACAAAACACGUGUCAAUUAUGCAAUGAGGUGGUUUUCUUGGCCGAACGAAUGCAAGUCGAAUCGAUUCAACCGCUUCGUUUGGGCGAGUGUGGACAGGAUCGCGAGUUAGACAAGAUCGAGAAUUACCGCAAUAAGUUUUUCUGCAAAACGCAUCUCCGUUUACCGCUUCGGGAAAAGAUCGGAAGAAUCGAGUAUACGAAGAAAAAGGCGUUGGCUAAACAGGCUUCACAAGACGAAGGUGCCUCAUCGGACUCAUCAAAGGGGAAUCUCAGCGAAUCACCCGCUCAAAUCAUCAAUCCCUCAUCGUCGAACAUGUUACACUACUAUGGAUCCGAUCAGAGAAGACUACAAGACUUGGUGUUGCCAAACGCGAAACGUGUGCUCACGUCGCCGGUGGAUUCGGAUCAAAAUGGCCUCCUCUCGACACCCGAAAGAGCCGCCUUUGACGCGCAACAAGAAAGGCCGAAAUUCAUUAAAAAAGCCGUUGACAUCGACAGUGAAUCUGAAGAAGAGGGAACGAGCGGGAGUAAUAGUUCAAGGGAAAGAACCGGAUCGUCGAGUUGCUAUUACUCAUCAAAAGAGGAGACGGACAGCUCGCUGCGAUCCCGCUCGAAUACACAAGACGUCGAUUUAAAUCAGACUUUCAUCGACGACGAGGGGAAUCACGAUGAAUCGCUGUCGGAUGAGGAGGAUAAUUUCGCGGAAGAGGAUUUACAGGAACUCGAGAAGACCGUUUUGGAGAUCACCGAGCAAAAUCCGAGCAAUAAGAUUGAGGAGUCGAUCGCUCGAUCGGUUUUGGAGCGAAUAAACAGCCGCCGGCGUGAGUCGAUACGACACGAAAGCAUACGCCAUACGGCGACGAAUUUCAAUCAAAUGGGAGCCGACACGUCGACGAAAGUUGAUCAACCCGGGCAUCGAUCCGAAUCCACUUUAAUGAGAGGAUCAUCCGUUGAUUUGGAUCGUUUACGAGAAGAGGCGAGAAGGAGAGCCCGAAUGAAAAGCGAUGAGCAGCUGGGGAUUUUGAACACGCCGUUGAAUCGGGCGGCGACAACGGGACAAUUGGAUGACUCGGCUCAACUGCCCACAAUGCUCAACCAAGUCGAUCUGCGGAGGCAGGCUUUCUCGGCUUCUCGCGCGGACACGGCUCCCGAAAGUGACCUCAUGGCGCCACCAUUACCCGCCAGAACUCCGCCGAAACAAACAUUUUACGGUUUCCUUUCACCGAAUUUACAACACCGAAGCACCACCACGACGGCUUUGACGGAAAGCGCUGAAAAAAUUAAAGAGCCAAUCCAAUCGGAAAGCUCAAAAGAGAACGGUUUGCGCGCGCGGAACUCAAUCUGGGAUCAAUUGCGCGGGCAACGCAAUCACUCGCCGAUUGCCCCAAUUGAAGCGUUUCGUGGAGUGCCGCUUGCAUCGCCAAGUCUUGUCAUCAAUUCCGGAUCAUGUCCCCUUGUGCUGCUGUUGCCCCAUCGCCCCGACCACCAGCGACGACCAUCGCAAAAACGACAGUCUUUAAGAGGGGCGAGAAGAUUCGCCGACAACACGAAGAGGACCGACUCCGAACGGCGCAAGAUCUGCAACGACAACUCGACGAAUCAGAGACCCGCUUGGAAGCGAUUGAGCGACGGGGACGGGGUUGUCGAGGCGAAUCUCAACUCGGAUCCAACAAGUGUUGAUCUGCUCUCUGAAUGGCGUUCCCUUGUUCAAGAAAAACAAAUCUUGACUGAUCGCGAAAAAGAUCUCCAGCUAAAGGCGAAAGAAGUACGAUUGGAGCAUCGCUAUCGAGAAUUGGACGCGCUCAUCAACCAGCAAAACGAUUUGAAACGAGGCAACGACGAUGACGAUGAAAAGGCUUCCCUGCUUCGCGAAAUGCUUUCGAUUAUCGAUCAACGGAAAGAGCUGAAACGGGAAUUGGACGAGACGAAUGUGACGUGGAGGAGGCGAAAAGUGAAACAAUCAGAUUCGACUUCUCAUCCAUCUCGGGCCACCACCCACACAGCUGCCGUCGAUUAUCGUCAAUGCAAUCCGGUCUUUCUUUGCAUA